Messenger RNA from Epinephelus lanceolatus (giant grouper), 2920 nucleotides. It is a transcript of the gene drd4b, whose product is annotated as dopamine receptor D4b. Gene Ontology annotation, biological process: negative regulation of adenylate cyclase activity; regulation of dopamine secretion; negative regulation of cytosolic calcium ion concentration. NCBI's taxonomy places the organism in Eukaryota, Metazoa, Chordata, Actinopteri, Perciformes, Serranidae. Gene Ontology annotation, molecular function: dopamine neurotransmitter receptor activity, coupled via Gi/Go; G protein-coupled receptor activity. The record is from RefSeq and is a predicted model, not a curated record. Gene Ontology annotation, cellular component: plasma membrane.
AUGUCGGACAUCUCCACUGAUUUUAACAACGACACGCUGCCGGCGGCCGCGGUUACGGACUUCAACUUCCCCGCGCUCAUAUUCGGGAUUUUACUGAUUGUGAUCAUCACUGGUGGAAACGUGCUCGUGUGCCUCAGCGUGUACCUGGAGAAGGCUUUAAAAACCACCACCAACUACUUCAUAGUCAGUUUGGCGUUCGCAGACCUGCUGCUGGCGGUGCUGGUGCUGCCGCUCUUCGUUUACGCAGAGUUUCAGGGUGGAGUUUGGUCCUUGAACAUGCUGAUGUGUGACAGCCUGAUGACCAUGGAUGUGAUGCUGUGCACCGCCUCUAUAUUCAACCUGUGCGCCAUCAGCGUGGACAGGUUCAUUGCCGUGUCCAUCCCUCUGAACUACAACCGUAAACAUGUGGACCACCGUCAGCUCAUCCUGCUGUCGGCCACCUGGCUGCUGGCCCUGGCCGUGGCCUCGCCGGUCAUCUUUGGCAUCAACAACGUGCCUGACCGCGACCCCAGCGAGUGCAAACUGGAGGACAACAACUACGUGGUUUACUCUUCAGUCUGCUCCUUCUUCAUCCCCUGCCCUAUCAUGGUCCUGCUCUACUUCGGGGUUUUCCGUGGCCUGCGGCACUGGGAGGAGGCCCGUAAGGUCAAACUGCGCAGCAGCAUCGAGGCCUGCAGGAAGCUGCAGCACGCCGCUGUCGCCACCGCCCUCCCCCCGCUGACGGGCACCAUCCCCGGGCCUCUGCCCAUGCCUCUGCCCAGGAUCAUCGAGAGGGACUUGGCCCAGUCUCGGCUAGACGAUACGGGCGACUACAUACAGCAGGAGAUUCCUUAUCCUCGGCAGUACAGAGAGAACUCUGUGCCCACGGUAACGUUCAGUCAGCAGCAGCACAGGAAGAAGAGAGCCAAGAUCAACAGCAGGGAGAGGAAAGCUAUGAAGGUGCUACCUGUCGUAGUAGGUUGCUUCCUGUUCUGCUGGACUCCGUUCUUCGUGGUGCACACGAUGCGAGCCGUCUGUCUGACGUGCAACAUCCCUCCCAGUCUGAUGAGCACUGUCACCUGGCUGGGCUACGUCAACAGCGCUCUCAACCCCAUCAUCUACACCAUCUUCAACACAGAGUUCAAGAAGUUCUUCAAGAAGUGUUUCCGCAGCUGCUGCUGACGUCAGGUUUCCCUCCGUGGACGCUGAAGGAAGGACCUGGGAGGUCAUGAAGCCCGACUGGGAAAUCUUCCAGUUUAGCCAGUCUACCCAUCUCUGAGCUGCCAGCUGGAUGUGGAUGGUUCAUAAUCUCUGGCUGGCAGGAGAAACAUGCUUGAACACUAUUGCUGGUGAUAAAUAUCACAUUUCUGGGUCCAUUUCAUCAUUUGGUGAUGAACUGUCUUGAUCCUCCGGGAUUACCACCCAAACUAAAUAAUGAUGUCGCACAGAGAGCCGCAGAAAACAGACUCCCCCGUCUGAGAGGAGCUGUCACCACUCUCAGUUUGUCUGUACAGCACUUCUUUACCGUGUAUCAGCCUCGGCUGUAGUUAAGGUCUGCCAGUUCGAGUGAUCGACGUGGGAUUGUACAAAGCAUGUCUCCCUGAGAGGAUCAACUCGGGGUGAAAAUGUCCCCAGGAUCCAGAAAGACAGACUAAGUUUCAACAGAGCAGAAUGUCAAACAGCUUCAUGAUGAAAAAAUAUCUUUGAAAAUCAGCCGCUGAUCUCCACUUUCUCAUAUAAGCUUAAAUUAAUAGUCUCUUAGUCGCUUUCUUGACAGGAGUCAGAUGAGAAAAUCGAUAUUGCCCUCAAGUCUGAACAAACAGUCAACAGACAGGGCGACAGCUAGCCUGGUCCUUCAGAUGGAGAUAACAAAAUGAUGCUUCACGUUACACAUUUUUAUUUGUUUGUUUCAUCCAAACUAAAAGCAAAGUUGAAAACUGACGAUUAAAGAGUUAUUAUGUGGUGGAUGAUAUCUUGGCCCGUCUCCUUGAGGGCAGAGACACCAGAGUAGCUGUUUCACUGUUUCCUGUUUUUAUGCUCAGCUAAAAUAAGUGGCUCCACACUUUUCAUCCAACUCUGAGCAAGAAAGCAAAUAGAAUAUUUCCCCAAAGGUAGAGCUGCAGUGAUUAAACGAUUAAUCAGUUUGACGAUCAACAGAAAAUUAUGGGUAAUUGGCAACUAUUUUUAUCAUCUUUGGGAUGCUUGUCUUUGUCACACAUAAUAACAAACUGAACAGCUCUGGAUCUUCCUGUUGGAUAAAACAGCAUCUGAAGACGUCACCAUGUGCUCGAGGAAAUUACACAGCAGAAAUUGUUUCAUUGUUUCCUGACAUUUAACGACAAAGUGAUUGAUUGCUUGAUCCGGGAAAUUACAAUAAUGGAAAUAAUUGUUAGUUGCAGCCCAACCCAAAUGUUGAGCUGUUCCUUUGAUGCAACACAGAGCUCACAUCAGUCCUCACGGCCCCUUUGAAAGUGCUUCUGGGAAAUGCCUAAAAAUGAUCAAUGCAUAGGAGACCAAGUGGCCAGUCGAAGAAAAGCAAAAACAAAAAGCUUCAUCAACAAAAUAUCUACAAGGAAUCUGAUCUCACAGAAGCAUGUGAAAUCACCACGACCUCUUGACACAGCAUUACACACUGGUCCCUCAUCAAAAAGCCUUUGGGAUUUUUCCAUUGGAUUUUAGAUUACUGCAGAAAAUAAGCUCUGUGGCAAACAUUUAUGAUCCUUACACGUUUUGUUUAGCAAAAUAAUCUUCACAAAUGAACACCACGUUCAUGACUGUUGAAGCCAAAAUGCAGUCACAAGAAGUAAAAAGCUAACGUUAGGUUAUAAAUGAACGACACUAGAGUCGCAUGAUUUUAGCAUCGCCGCGACAACGAGGCUGUAAAGCCGUGUUCAGUCUGAUGACAUUCUGUAGUUUUAUUUAGCCACUUGUCUGUGAAGAU